This is a messenger RNA of Hemiscyllium ocellatum (epaulette shark), 1392 nucleotides long. RefSeq names its product testis expressed 9 (gene tex9). Bases 59 to 1243 code for a protein of 394 amino acids. The record is from RefSeq and is a predicted model, not a curated record. The transcript has 12 exons. NCBI's taxonomy places the organism in Eukaryota, Metazoa, Chordata, Chondrichthyes, Orectolobiformes, Hemiscylliidae.
UUGGCUGAGCGGCACCUACAGGCAAGGAGGAAUUUACAGGAUCCAGGGUGUGUGAUGGAUGGCAGUUUCAGGAAGGGAGAAAAACUGCACAUGUAGUCAGACAAAGAAAGCGAUGUCUGGUAAAACAGCCUCGCACCCCUCCUCUGCUUCAAUACGAAAUUUGUCUGCAGGAGAUUUACUGGCUAAAGAAGAAGAAUACAAGAGAUUAAAUGCAGAACUGGAAGCAAAGACAGCUGAUCUGGUCCGUCAAGCUGAAGAAGUCAUGAAGGGGCAAGAAGAAAUGCUGUCUCAAUCAUUAUCAUAUCUUGGAACAGUUGCUAUGAAUGAUGAGAAAUUGAGAGAAUUUGUUCCUUCUGAUGGAGCAUCUUCUGAAAAUAAAAUAACAAAGAACAAAAAUAAAGUUGGACUGAAAAGCACACAACGAAGCAGACCAAAUUCAGCUAAUAAGGAAAAGAAAUUGCCAAGCUCUAAACACAAAACCAUUGAAUUACAUGUUGCUGAUGAUGUUGCAGUUCCAGAGGAUCUUUCCAGUUUCUCACUUGCAAAGACAGUUAGUAAAAUUGAAAGGGAAUUGGAGAAUGGCUCUCCAGCUGGUGUGGAUAUUGAGGUCAUGCCCACUAUCGGCAAUGAAAUGGGCACAGAGGCCCAGAUACGAUUUCUGAAAGCGAAACUACGAGUAAUGCAGGAGGAACUGGACAGACUAGCUCAUGAAUACAACAAGAAGGAUGAUGAAAAUAAUGCUUUGAGGAAUCAAUUAAAAGAGAUAGAGGAGGAACGUAACAAGUUACAGAAAACAACCAGCAUCCAACAGACACAAAUUGAUAAAUAUAAGAGCCUGGCAGAUGAGGCACACAGGAAAAGCGAUGGAUUGCAACAACAAGUGACAUCUUUGCAAAAGGAAUUGGACAACCAGAAAAGAACCCAGAAGCAAGCUGCUACAAACCAUAGUGCCACAGAGGUUCGUCUAAAUAGAGCAUUAGAAGAGGCUGAAAAAUACAAGACAGAACUCAAUAAAUUGAAGCAGAAUAACAAGGACACAACUAAUCAAGAGAAACUAACAAUUGAACAACUGAAGACCGAAAACAAGAAGUUAGAAAAGCAGAAAACUGAGCUCAUGACUGGCUUUAAGAAGCAGAUGAAGUUAAUAGAUAUCCUUAAAAGGCAAAAGAUGCACAUGGAAGCUGCUAAAAUGCUCUCCUUCACCGAAGAGGAAUUUAUUAAAGCAUUGGAAUGGGGAAACUGACAGUUGUAACAUAUCUCAAUGUUGUAAAAUAUAAUUGUUGUUUCUAUUAUGUUUGGAUAUUUUUCUCAUUGAGUUCAGUAAUUAUAUCCAUCCUAUUAAAACAUUUUGUAAAAUUGGUGGUAAAGGAAUAAAGAUCUAAUUAUUUAUGA